AACAUCUCUUGGUAUGCCAAUUCCAAGCAGGUCGAGAGGCACGUUGUAGACCUUGGCUUAUUGAGCACUGACAUAAGCGAUGGUCAAAGGUGACAAUGUGACUUUGAGGCUUGGUUUCGUCAAGAUUGGAAGGGUGAAGCCGGGACACAUGGCAGUGACCUCGAUGCUGACCUUUAUCAUAUAAAGUCUGGUAAUGGUCCACUAUUAUAUUCAUCAUCAGUCUUAUCCCACUUCAACACCACGGUCUCCAUAACUCAACCAUCAUCAUGCUCUUCAAAUCGUUAGCUGCCCUUGCAGCCAUCUUGCCCUCUACCUUUGCUUGUCCCCACGAAUCUCACCUGCGCAAAAGACAAGCGGCAAAUGAGACCAUUGAGAACCCUGAGUGGGCCUAUGAGGCAUCAUACAACUGGGGAAAGCUUGAUCCAAUGUACCAGCUCUGUCAGACAGGUACACAGCAGUCACCCAUCGCACUGUCGCUGAACAAUGGUCUCUCUCUUAAUCACAUUCCAACCUUCCACAACUACACUGGCAACACCACUGGCAUGUACAGGAACUGGGGAUUCGGACCAGGAUUCGCUCUUAGCCGCGAUGAUAUAACUGCCAAUCCCUCGUUUACUUACGACAACGAGACUGUUUAUCUCCUCGGCUGGCACAUCCAUGCACCAGCAGAUCACUCAGUUGGCGGUGACCGCAGCAAGGCCGAGAUGCACUUCGUCCAUGGCGACGCAGAUGGCCAUGAGAAAGCUGUCCUUGCCUUCCGUCUCGAUCCUGGUAACAGUGAUGCUUCUUUCUUCACUCAGCUUCCUCCUAUGAUCGGCUUCAACGAGACUGGCCCCGAGUACGAACAGCAGAUUGAGAUGAAUCUCGAUUACGCAUUGCAAUCCGUAUUGCACUUCAACGAGUUCUGGUUCUAUAGAGGCUCCCUUACCAGCCCGCCUUGUCACGAGGGCAUCCAUUGGUUCGUAGCCAGGCAGAUUCUCUUCACCGGUGUUGAACAAAUGCAAGCUAUCUUGGGUGCUAGCACCUACUCUGCCCGAGCGGAGCAGGAAGUCUGGCAGCACAGAAUCAACGAGUAGAGAGAGAGAGAGAGAGCAGUGAUGUCAAGUUUUCAAUGCUAGGUUUAUAGAAGCAUUGAAUUUAUAUAGAAGAGUCCUAAAAUGCUUUUACAUUCGACAUCUCUGCUAUGUCAAUCUCCCUCACUAUGUGCUAAACUCUGUACAUGCCACCCUCCUACACGAUGAUACCGGAUGACAAUGGGCUGUGGAGAGGCGUGGUCAUGCUUUCGACUGGGUGGUUUAGCGAAGAGAGUCAGUCAGACGAUGUGUCUCCCCGAUCGACAUUGCUGUACGCAGUGGCAUCACGCUCACAUGCCUUGCGUCUGGAAUUCGUUACUGGGCAAGUAUUCAACUCCUCAUGU
Molecule: messenger RNA, 1417 nt
Organism: Aureobasidium subglaciale EXF-2481
Lineage: Eukaryota; Fungi; Ascomycota; Dothideomycetes; Dothideales; Saccotheciaceae
Exons: 1
Coding region: 267-1076 (269 amino acids)
Molecular function (GO): zinc ion binding; carbonate dehydratase activity
Source: RefSeq, a predicted model, not a curated record